UCAAUUCUGGGUUUGAUUGUGUUUGUCGUGAGUCUUUUUAGAAUGUUCAUUGAUGAUAUGGAAAGAAUUAGAAUUGAAGAUAUUUGUAAUGACACUUUGGAUUUAUGCCCACCUUGUGUAAACGCAGCUUGUCUUCCACAAAAAAUUUACAAAUUUUGUAAAGAAGCCAUGAUAACUUAUCUUACAGAUAAUGAUUUGAGCAUAUUAUUUGCUUUUAUUAUUGUUAUUUGGGCAUCAAUUUUUUUGGAGUUAUGGCAAAGAAUCGAAUACACAUUACGUUAUAGAUGGAAUUUACUUAAUGUGAAACCCGACAUCGAUGAACGCCCGGAAUUUAAAGAACGAACGAAAAACUACGUUCGAAUAAAUCAAUAUACUGGUCUUAGCGAAACUUAUUACCCUAUCAAGUAUCAAUUAAGACAAUAUGCGAUUUCAGCUGUAUUCUGUUUAAUAUGUAUUGCCUUUUUUAUAGCAACAGUUAUGUGUAUUCGAGCAACCGUUUAUUUUUUUAGAUACAGUGUGUAUUUAUCGGAAUGGGAAUUUGUAAGAGAAUAUGGUGAUUUUGCUGUUAAAAUGUAUAGCGGCAUGGCUACCGUUAUUUUUAUUAAACUCUAUACUCCG
Onthophagus taurus is the source of this 618-nucleotide messenger RNA. NCBI's taxonomy places the organism in Eukaryota, Metazoa, Arthropoda, Insecta, Coleoptera, Scarabaeidae. The record is from RefSeq and is a predicted model, not a curated record.